AUGAGGUUGCCGACGGGGUGGUCCGACCAUGUCCAGUCAUGUCGCAGCAUCAACGUGUUAUCCGAGCCGCCGCUUGCAGCCGCCGUGGCCCACGGGAUUUGGUCGCUCGUGGGCCACAAAGCCGCCGCAUGUGCCGUGGACAUGGUGGGUCAACAUGGGGUUGCCGAUGGGGUGGUCCUGCCAUGGUGGGGCGACUUGGAGUUGCCGGCGGCAUGUCCAAUCACGCCCCAGGAUCAAUGGGUCGUUCAGCCGCUGCUUGUUGCAGGCGUGGCUCUCAAGUAG
Aphanomyces astaci is the source of this 282-nucleotide messenger RNA. RefSeq lists its product as hypothetical. The record is from RefSeq and is a predicted model, not a curated record. The transcript has 4 exons. The coding region runs from base 1 to 282 and encodes 93 amino acids. NCBI's taxonomy places the organism in Eukaryota, Oomycota, Saprolegniomycetes, Saprolegniales, Verrucalvaceae.